This is a messenger RNA of Chrysochloris asiatica (Cape golden mole), 1566 nucleotides long. RefSeq names its product male-specific lethal 3 homolog (Drosophila) (gene MSL3). Gene Ontology annotation, biological process: regulation of DNA-templated transcription; chromatin organization. The transcript has 13 exons. Bases 1 to 1566 code for a protein of 521 amino acids. Gene Ontology annotation, cellular component: NuA4 histone acetyltransferase complex; nucleus; MSL complex. Lineage: Eukaryota; Metazoa; Chordata; Mammalia; Afrosoricida; Chrysochloridae. The record is from RefSeq and is a predicted model, not a curated record.
AUGAGCUCGAGUGAGGGCAUGAAAUUUAAAUUCCACUCAGGGGAGAAAGUGCUGUGCUUCGAGCCUGACCCCACCAAGGCGCGAGUCCUUUAUGAUGCCAAGAUUGUCGAUGUUAUUGUUGGCAAAGACGAAAAAGGAAGAAAGAUCCCAGAAUAUCUGAUCCAUUUUAAUGGUUGGAACAGAAGCUGGGAUAGGUGGGCAGGUGAAGAUCAUGUGCUUCGAGACACCGAUGAAAACCGAAGAUUACAGCGUAAAUUGGCAAGAAAGGCUGUAGCGCGUCUAAGAAAGGGAAGAAAGAAGAAGCGCUGCAGGCUCCCUGGUGUCGACUCAGUUUUAAAAAGCCUCCCUGUUGAAGAAAAAGAUGAAAAUGCUGAAAACUCAAUAAGCAGUUCCUCUGAUGACAGCAGUGAGGAGACAGAUGAGGAAAUAAGUGAAGAAAGUGACACCGAAGAAAAGAACGAAGCGAAAGAAGAGCCGGAGCUGCACACCAGAAGGGAAAUGGACGAAAGGCCGAUAAGUAUCGACAUUCCUGAGGUUUUGAAGAAGAAGCUGGAGGACGAUUGCUACUAUAUUAACAGGAGGAAGCGGUUAGUGAAACUUCCAUGCCAGACCAACAUCAUCACCAUUUUGGAAUCCUACGUGAAGCAUUUUGCUAUCAAUGCAGCCUUUUCAGCCAAUGAAAGACCUCGUCACCACCAUGUCAUACCACACGUCAACAUGAACGUGCAUUACAUCCCUGCAGAAAAGAAUGUGGACCUUUGUAAGGAGAUGGUGGAUGGAUUAAGAAUAACCUUCGAUUACACGCUCCCAUUGGUUUUGCUCUAUCCAUAUGAGCAAGCUCAGUAUAAAAAGGUGACUUCAUCCAAGUUUUUCCUUCCGAUUAAGGAAAGUGCCACAAGCACCGCCAGGAGCCAGGAGGAGCUGUCUCCGAGCCCGCCCUUGUUGAAUCCAUCCACUCCACAGUCCACCGAGAGCCAGCCGACUGCAGGGGAAGCAGCCACACCCAAGAGGCGCAAAGCUGAGCCGGAAGCUUUGCAAUCUCUGAGGCGCUCCACACGCCACAGCUCCAACUGUGACCGGCUAUCUGAGAGUAGUGCGUCACCUCAGCCAAAGCGCCGGCCACAGGACUCAUCUGCCACCAUGCCCAAGCUGUUCCUGCACCUGGAAAAGAAAACGCCGGUGCAUAGCGGGUCAUCGUCCCCCAUUCCUGUGACCCCCAGCAAGGAAGCAAGUGCUGCGUUUGCUGGCUUUGAAGGGAGACGGAAUAAUGAAAUAAAUGAGGUCCUCUCCUGGAAACUGGUCCCCGACAAUUUCCCCCCAGGUGACCAGCCGCCUCCACCCUCUUACAUUUAUGGCUCACAGCAUCUGCUGCGAUUAUUCGUAAAACUUCCAGAAAUCCUUGGAAAGAUGUCUUUUUCUGAGAAGAAUUUGAAGGCUUUACUGAAGCACUUUGAUCUUUUUCUGAGGUUUCUAGCGGAGUACCACGAUGAUUUCUUCCCAGAGUCUGCGUAUGUCGCUGCCUGCGAGGCACACUACAGCACCAAGAACCCCCGGGCUGUGUACUAA